UUGCAUCACUCUCUGACCUUGACUCUCAUCGUCAGUCAGCACAUCCAGAUACACACUUUUGCCACAUCUGUGGUGAACUGUUCGGUAAGGCCAUUCACCUAGAAUCGCACGUGACAGCGACACACGGAAAAGGCAUCUGCUUCUAUUGCACACUUUGCCUGAGGGUUUUUUUGGGUGAGGAAUCCUUCAAGGAGCACAAAGCGCAGUGUGGUGUUGUCUGUGCUACAUCCAAGCGCAAAAGGCGAGAGUUUAUCUGCUCCCAUUGUUCUUUCAUCACUGAUUCUUACUCCCAACUGUGUGACCAUGUGGUUGAGAAGCACCCCAAUGUUUCAGUGCAUCAGUGUGAAUCUUGUCAGAGACCUUUCCUCCAUAGUGCCAUGCUUGAGCAUCACCGCAAGACUGUGCACGAUAAUACAGAUCCAGUCGACAGCCAAGAGAAUCGGCAAGAACUCAAUGACACGUCUCUAUCCAUGCACAUUCUGUGAUCGUGUGUUUAAAAGCUACCAAGGCAUCCGGGCGCACACAAACAUUCACAAAAACCUGCGGCCAUUUGAGUGCCGCAAAUGUGGCGCCUCACUGACGUCACUGAAUAACCUUAAAGCGCACAUGGUCGCUAUUCAUGGCAGCCCUGGUGACAACGCAAAGUGUCCUCACUGCCCUAAGGUAUUCAAGCUAAAGCGCUCCCUGAGCAUACACAUGCGCGCCAUUCACAGCCAGCAAGGUCGUCGGCAGUGUGAGCUCUGUGGCAAGUGGCUAUCCACUGAGCGAAAGUUGCAGCGUCACGUAGCCUUGACACAUUAUGGGGACUCUGUCGAUGCACAAGACACUGCGUUUUCUCUGCUGCGGCUUCUCAAAUGCAAUCACUGUGACUUCCAGAGCUUUAGCUACUCGCGGCUCGCAAGGCACAGGGUGACACACACAGGAGUGUACCCCCAUCAAUGCCCUGAGUGCAACAAACAGUUUGUGUUCCGUGAUCAGCUGACACGGCAUGUGCAAAGCGUGCACCGUAAGGUCCGGCUCACCUGCCAGCAAUGUCCGCGCCUGUUCUUCUCCGAGAAGCUCUUUCAGCAGCACCUCGACGCACAUCGGCUGGGUCAAGGGUUCCCUUGCACCAUGUGCAACAACUUCUACGAAACAAAGGCAGCACUGGACCACCACAGCCAAAGCCAUGAAGCAGGUCUACCUUUUCAGUGUGAACUGUGCCAGAAACGGUUUAAGCACUCACAGGGUCUUUCCAUUCAUCGGAGGUACUGGCACAACCAGGAGUCAAGGUCGUCAAGCCGCUGGAGGAGCGGAGACCACACGUGGCGACACAGCUGUGACGUCUGCCGCAUUCGCUUCAAGUACCAGAGCAGCCUGGCCGCUCACAGGCUGAACCGGCACACUGACACUGAGCGACUCACUUGCCCCUACUGCAGCCGCAGGUUCAACUCGUUGAGCGUUUUGGCUCUGCACAUUCGCUCGCACACAGGCGAAAAACCUCACGUGUGUCCGCACUGCAGCAAGGCGUUCAGCAUACCGACCAACCUCAAGAACCACAUCAUCACACAGCACACAAAGGAGUUCAAGUUCUUCUGUCCGCUCUGCUCCAAAGGUGCAGUCAGCCAAAUAAAACUGCGGCAGCAUUUGCUCCAGUCACACAAAGCCACAAAUGACUCCUCAAGCAAGUACAAGAGAGCAGUGACGACGACAGAACAGGACACGCCAGAUAUGAAUGACUUUCCCAUUUCUCAAGUGGCUGUGGAAGACGCGGUCUCCAUUUUGUCACAGAUCUUCAUGUGAACAAAGAGCCGGUUUUAAACAUUGUUUCGCUGUAUUAACACAACAAAGCGACUUCUGCAAGGAGUAGUAAUUGAAGUCCUACAUUAUGAUGUAAAUGCUGUUGCUGCAUAGAGAAACGAUAGUAAUGGUCAGUUGUAUGCUUCUAUAAAGAAAGAAGUAAGAAGCAUGACAUACGUUUGAAUGAUUUCCAAUCGCUGACAUCAUGUGAGAACACAUAGUUUAAAAUUAUUUUUCAAAUGUGAAUGGUAUUUUAUGUUUUUAUUGAUGUGCAGGUAAAUUGCAUAAAUUAAGUUUUGGUUUCUGUUUCUUUAAGCAUAGUUGUUAUUGUGUAUGUAUGUUGUAGUUUAUGUUGGAUAGAGGUUCACGCAAGUGCUUAUUGUAUGCACCAGUAAACACCUGUUGCCAGAUGCACUUUUCUAUACCUUUGUCGUUUUCGUCAGCUCCCUUCAUACCUUUAUAAAUUUAUCUCUAGAAAGAUAGACAGACAUGAUGUAACCAUAAAAUACAUUCUACAGCAGCACAAGUGAGAAAUAAUAUGUUCUCUAAAACGAGCUUUGUCAAAUUUACAGAAUUGAUGCUUCAUGCAAGAACUAUUAAACAUUCUCUGACAUUAAUUCUGUACAUCCACAUCUAACACUAUGCCUUCUACUUCUUUUAUUAGCCUUAGCUUGUUUUCAAACAAUGAGCAUCAAUGUUGCUUCCAUUUUACUUUUUAAUGCUGCAAUCCUAGUCCCUACAGAUUUUGCUUGAAGUGCCUUUAUAAACAUCACAUUCAAGUUUCAGUGCACUGAAGAAACUAAGUGUAUACAAGGUUAAUUAAAGAUAUUGUUCCUGGACAAGAUGUACCCAAAAGAAUCCUAUUCUUUCUCUACAUAUUUUUAGUGUAGUGUUUUCACAUUAUGAACACUGUACACUUUUUUUUUUAUUGUCCUUUCAGGAAGUGUAUGGAAGAGAUAACUUGUCAAUAAAACCAAGCUUCACAGAAA
Rhipicephalus microplus (southern cattle tick) is the source of this 2768-nucleotide messenger RNA. RefSeq lists its product as uncharacterized. Gene Ontology annotation, biological process: regulation of DNA-templated transcription. The record is from RefSeq and is a predicted model, not a curated record. Lineage: Eukaryota; Metazoa; Arthropoda; Arachnida; Ixodida; Ixodidae. Gene Ontology annotation, molecular function: DNA-binding transcription factor activity, RNA polymerase II-specific; RNA polymerase II cis-regulatory region sequence-specific DNA binding.